AGGGAGGGGGCUAAGGUGAGGCAGGUGGCGCCAGCCAGGUGCACACCCAAUGCCCGUGAGCCCAGACACUGGACCCUGCCUGGACCCUCGUGGACAGGCAAGAACCGAGGGGCCUCCGCGCCCUGGGCCCAGCUCUCUCCCACACCACGGUCACAUGGCGCCACCUCUCUUGCAGCCUCCACCAAGGGCCCAUCGGUCUUCCCCCUGGCUCCCUGCUCCAGGAGCACUUCUGAGAGCACAGCGGCCCUGGGCUGCCUGGUCAAGGACUACUUCCCCGAACCGGUGACCGUGUCGUGGAACUCAGGCGCCCUGACCAGCGGCGUGCACACCUUCCCGGCUGUCCUACAGUCCUCAGGGCUCUACUCCCUCAGCAGCGUGGUGACCGUGCCCUCCAGCAGCUUGGGCACCCAGACCUACACCUGCAACGUAGAUCACAAGCCGAGCAACACCAAGGUGGACAAGAAAGUUGGUGAGAGGCCAGCGCAGGGAGGGAGGGUGUCUGCUGAAAGCCAGGCUCAGCCCUCCUGCCUGGACACACCCCAGCUCUGCAGCCCCAGCCCAGGGCAGCAGGGCAGGCCCCAUCUGUCUCCUCACCCGGAGCCCAAAUAUGGUCCCCCGUGCCCAUCAUGCCCAGCACCUGAACUCCUGGGGGGACCGUCAGUCUUCCUCUUCCCCCCAAAACCCAAGGACACCCUCAUGAUCUCCCGGACCCCUGAGGUCACGUGCGUGGUGGUGGACGUGAGCCAGGAAGACCCCGAGGUCCAGUUCAACUGGUACGUGGACGGUGUGGAGGUGCACAAUGCCAAGACAAAGCCGCGGGAGCAGCAGUUCAACAGCACGUUCCGUGUGGUCAGCGUCCUCACCGUCGGGCACCAGGACUGGCUGAACGGCAAGGAGUACAAGUGCAAGGUCUCCAACAAAGGCCUCCCAGCCUCCAUCGAGAGAACCAUCUCCAAACCCAAAGGGCAGCCCCGAGAGCCGCACGUGUACACCCUGUCCCCGUCCCAGGAGGAGAUGACCAAGAACGAGGUCAGCCUGACCUGCCUGGUCAAAGGCUUCUACCCCAGCGACAUCGCCGUGGAGUGGGAGAGCAGCGGGCAGCCGGAGAACAACUACAAGACCACGCCUCCCAUGGUGGACUCCGACGGCUCCUACUUCCUCUACAGCAAGCUCACCGUGGACAAGAGCAGGUGGCAGCAGGGGAACGUCUUCUCAUGCUCCGUGAUGCAUGAGGCUCUGCACAACCACUACACGCAGAAGAGCCUCUCCCUGUCUCCGGAGCUGCAACUGGAGGAGAGCUGUGUGGAGGCGCAGGAGGGGGAGCUGGACGGGCUGUGGACGACCAUCACCAUCUUCAUCACACUCUUCCUGCUAAGCGUGUGCUACAGUGCCACCGUCACCUUCUUCAAGGUGAAGUGGAUCUUCUCCUCGAUGGUGGACCUGAAGCAGACCAUCAUCCCCGACUACAGGAACAUGAUCAGGGCACUGGGGGCCAGGUGUCCCCUCAGCAGGACGUCCCUGCCCUCUGGCCCGCCAGGACACGCUGCUGCAGCCCCGAGGGGUGUGAGGGAGACAGCACCUGGGGUGAAGGGCGGGCAGCUGCUGCAUCACCGGCUCUAUCCCAAGCCCAAGGAUGGCGUCCCAGAGAUGCAGGAGAGCUUUGUCCACAGAAGGUGCCAGCCUUCAGGGACCCUGCUGGACAGGUCUCCACCCUCUGCCCUUCAAGGGGCCCUACGGGCCUCCGGGUGCUCUGGUGGGGUGGGCUCCAGUCCACUGUCUGAGGAUGGACGGCCUGGCCAGGCUAAUGAAUGGACACCCAGGGCAGUGCUGGGCUCCGGGUCAUUCCGUGCACUGAGCAGGCUGAGUGGGGAAGAAGCAGAUGCUCCCUGCAGCUCCUGUCCCCUGCAGGGCCUGGUGCCUGGACCAGGUCCCCCUGCGGAAAUUGGCCCCCUCUCUGAGCCACCCGGGGCCCACGGCCCCCUUUCCACCUGGGACCGAGCAUCCUCCAGAGGGCCAGACCUCCUGCAGGGACACCAUGCCCAGCCCCAGGACCCUCCCCCUCAACUCUCCAGCAAGGCUGCGCCUGCACACCCCCCAGCAGUCCAUACUGUGAUGAGCACCAGCCCUGGGCACCCGGGGUCCCAGGGGCAGGUCCCGGUGUCUCCCUCCCCAAAGAUUCUCUACACCCCACCCCUCCCCGGUGGCCACUCCAUGCAUGCUGCCCUCCAGGGACAGGCAGCUCCCUGCCAGCCCCUGGCCAGGCCCCCAGGCCCCAGCCUUCAUGUGCUGGCCUUGAGAAGCAGCCCAGCUGGGGACCCCCGGCUGCAGGACAGUGACCUGGGAGUGAGUACAAGGGAUGAGGGCUGCGGCCAUCAGGAGGCCCUGCACGCACGUCUUGGACACGUGGCCCCCGAGGGCCAGUUCACCUUGGUGUGCCUCAUUCUCCCGCACAGAAGAGCCCCCACCCUUUCUUCACAAGGCUUUCGUGGGAGCGGAGGCGGCGAUGCCCAGUACCCUCUCCCUUUCCCAGGCAACGGGACUCCGAGUUUGCUGACUGGGACCACCAAGCCCACGCACGCAUCAAGAGGCAGAGCUCCCCCCACCCAGGCUCCAUUGCCCGGCAUAAAAAUAACAACCGUAGUUACUGAUCAUCUGGGAGCUCUCCAGGAACCCAACAGGGAGCCGGACGGGCCACACCGGCCACAGGCACCAAAUGGAGGCCCGGGCACUUCAGCCUCCACACAGAGCCCAUCCGUCUUCCCCUUGACCCCCUGCUGCAAAAACAUUCCCUCCAAUGCCACCUCCAUGACGCUGGGCUGCCUGGCCACGGGCUACUUCCCAGAGCCGGUGAUGGUGACAUGGGAUGCAGGCUCCGUCAAUGGGACAACUAUGACCUUACCAGCCACCACCCUCACGCCCUCUGGUCACUAUGCCACCAUCAGCUUGCUGACCUUCUCGAGUGCGUGGGCCAAGCAGAUGUUCACCUGCCGUGUGGCACACACUCCAUCGUCCACAGACUGGGUCGACAACAAAACCUUCAGCGCCUGCUCCAGGGACUUCACCCCGCCCACUGUGAAGAUCUUACAGUCGUCCUGUGACGGCGGCGGGUACUUCCCCCUGACCAUCCAGCUCCUGUGCCUCGUCUCUGGGUACACCCCAGGGACUAUCAACAUCACCUGGCUGGAGGACGGGCAGGUCAUGGGCGUGGACUUGUCCACCAACUCUACCGCGCAGGAGGGUGAGCUGGCCUCCACACAAAGCGAGCUCACCCUCACCCAGAAGCAGUGGCUGUCAGACCGUACCUACACCUGCCAGGUCACCUAUCAAGGUGGCACCUUUGAGGACAGCACCAAGAAGUGUGCAGAUUCCAACCCGAGAGGGGUGAGCGCCUACCUAAGCCGGCCCAGCCCAUUCGACCUGUUCAUCCGCAAGUCGCCCACGAUCACCUGUCUGGUGGUGGACCUGGCACCCAGCAAGGGGACCGUGAACCUCACCUGGUCCCGGGCCAGUGGGAAGCCUGUGACCCAUCCCACCCCAAAGCAGGAGAAGCAGCGCAAUGGCACGUUAACCGUCACGUCCACCCUGCCAGUGGGCACCCGAGACUGGAUCGAGGGGGAGACCUACCAGUGCAGGGUGACCCACCCCCACCUGCCCAGGGCCCUCGUGCGGUCCACGACCAAGACCAGCGGCCCCCGUGCUGCCCCGGAAGUCUAUGCGUUUGCGACGCCAGAGGAGCCGGGGAGCCAGGACAAGCGCACCCUCGCCUGCCUGAUCCAGAACUUCAUGCCUGAGGACAUCUCGGUGCAGUGGCUGCACAACGAGGUGCAGCUCCCAGACGCCCGGCACAGCAUGACGCAGCCCCGCAAGACCAAGGGCUCCGGCUUCUUCGUCUUCAGCCGCCUGGAGGUGACCAGGGCCGAAUGGGAGCAGAAAGAUGAGUUCAUCUGCCGUGCAGUCCAUGAGGCAGCGAGCCCCUCACAGACCGUCCAGCGAGCGGUGUCUGUAAAUCCCGGGCUGGCUGGCGGCUCUGCGCAGUCCCGGAGGGCCCCGGACACGGUGCUCUGCCACUCCGGACAGCAGCAGGGACUGUCGAGAGAAGCAAGGGGCUCUGUCCGUGACCCCUGCUGCCACUGUGGAGCCGGGAGGGCUGACUGGCCAGGUCCCCCAGAGCUGGACGUGUGCGUGGAGGAGGCUGAGGGCGAGGCGCCGUGGACGUGGACUGGCCUCUGCAUCUUCGCCACACUCUUCCUGCUCAGCGUGAGCUACAGCGCUGCCAUCACGCUCCUCAUGGUGCAGCGGUUCCUCUCAGCCACGCGGCAGGGGAGGCCCCAGAACUCCCUAGACUCCGCCAACAUCCUCCAGCCCCUGCCUAGGCCGAGGGCCACUCACGACCCACCAGGCCCAGCUUUUUCUCUGCCGGCGCCUGAGCCUCCCUCGGGCUGCGACCUGCCCUGGGUGGAAAAAGGGAAGCAGACAAGUAAAGGGGGCACAAGGUCACCACUGUGGCUGCUGGCCAGUGACUCUCAGCCCAGAGGGGACCCACUCAGCCUCAAGGCUAAAGGCGCCGACAGAACCACCAGUCGCAGCCCCCACCCUAAAACAGUGUCUGUCCCUUCAACAGUCAUCGAGGAGGGGGGGCUGCUAGCCGUUCUGAGCCCAUCCCGGGCCCCUGGGUCUCAGGGUCACUCCCAUUCUGACUGUAUAAUCACCAAAAAACAAAGAGGGCCCAGCACCCAGCCCAGGACACAGCUGAGUCUGCGUCCAGCCCAACACCAGCCCACGGCCUCACUCCCCAGCCUUGGUCUGACCCUUCUAGCCCUGAGGUCCAAGUGCCUGGCAUCCCUGUCCCCCAAGCCUCACCCAGACCUUCUUUCCCUUCACCCACCCCUCCUGCCAUCCAUCCGCAGCCCCCAUCCCUGCAGCCUAAAGGCACAGGGAAGCCCUCUGAGGCCAGGCCACAGGACUGUUGAGGACUUCGGGCCCCUGGAGUGGGUAGAGGGGCUCCCACAGCCAGAGAAGGGGUUUCUGCAGGGACAGCAGCUGCUGACCUCAUCCCUAUGACCUCAUCCAGCCUCUGGCUUCAGCAGUCCUAUUUCUUUCCCUCUGGGUUUCUUAGUAAAGUUCCUUUUCACAAA
Messenger RNA from Symphalangus syndactylus (siamang), 5135 nucleotides. RefSeq lists its product as uncharacterized. The record is from RefSeq and is a predicted model, not a curated record. Lineage: Eukaryota; Metazoa; Chordata; Mammalia; Primates; Hylobatidae.